GUGGCGGGGUGGGUUUUGUAGCGAUGAGCCGAAGGUUGCGGCGGCGAGGGGGCUCACAAUCCAAGGAUAAGGAGAAGGUCGUCGUCCUCCCCCCGCCGUUCCCCGGCGCCGCCUUGUCCGAGGACUGCGAGAUACCCCGCCGCGGCCGAGGAGACGAAGGCGGUGCCGUUGUCGUUGCUGGCUCCUUCCUCUCCUCCUCCUCCUCCUCCUCCUCCUCCUCGGAGGCCGUGGACUGGACCUCCCUUCCGCAUGACACCGUUAUCCAGCUCUUCUCAUGCCUCAACUACCGAGACCGCGCCAGCUUGGCGUCGACGUGCCGCAUGUGGCGGCUCCUCGGCUCCUCGCCCUGCCUCUGGACCGCCCUAGACCUCCGCGCCCACCGCUUCGACCCGCCUACGGCCGCUGCCCUCGCGACGCGCUGCACGCAGCUUCGCCGUCUGGCCGCCGUCAUUGGCCUCCGCGCCCGAGGGCUCCGUGAGAUCGCCUGCGAUUAUUGCCGCGACAUCACUGAUGCCACUGUCUCGGUCCUUGCGGCCCGCCAUGAGGAACUCGAGACCCUCCAGAUUGGCCCUGACCCGUGCGAGCGGGUCAGCGGCGAUGCCAUUCGCCAUGUGGCGAUGUGCUGCGCGCAGCUGCGGCGGCUCCGCCUUUCAGGUGUUCGAGAGAUCGACAGAGAUGCUAUUAAUGCGCUCGCCAGAUACUGCCACUGGCUUGAGGAGAUUGCCCUGUUGGAUUGCGGGAACAUAGAUGAGGAUGCUGUCGGCAAACUGGAGUCCCUCCGUUUUUUAUCUGUUGCAGGUUCACGGAAUUUGAUGUGGGCUACAGCUUCUCUUGCAUGGAGCAAGCUUCCAAACUUGGUCGGCCUCGAUGUUUCAAGAACUGAUGUGUCGCCUAGCGCUAUCUUGAGGCUUAUUUCUCAGUCGAAAAGCUUGAAGGUGCUCUGUGCUGUUAAUUGUAUCUUUGUGGAGGAGGAAGUGAGCCACAACCCCAUGGCAUUCAGCAACACAAAGGGGAAGCUGCUGCUUUCUAUUUUCACUGAUUUAUUUAAGGGGGUUGCUUCACUGUUUACUGGCUCUGUGGUGAAGGAGCAAACGGUUUUUUAUGAAUGGACUCAGCAGAAUACGGAUAAGAAUACAAAUGAUAUCAUGGGUUGGCUUGAAUGGUCGCUCUCCCAAUCACUACUGCGGAUAGCGGAGACUAACCCGCAUGGCAUGGAUGCCUUUUGGCUGAAACAGGGUGCAGCAUUGUUGCUGAGCUUGGCCAGGAGCUCUCAGGAGGAUGUACAGGAGAAAGCGGCGACUGGGCUUGCUACAUUUGUGGUGAUCGACGACGAGCAUGCAACUGUAGACCCGGCAAGGGCCGAGGCAGUCAUGCGGGGCGGUGGAAUACCCUUGCUUCUGAGUCUUGCUAGAUGCUGUCGGGAGGGAGUACAGUCUGAAGCUGCAAAGGCUAUUGCAAAUUUGUCUGUAAAUGCCAAAGUUGCAAAAGCAGUUGCCGAUGAAGGGGGUAUUGGAAUACUCGUCGACUUGGCAAGGUCCAUGAACAGGUUGGUUGCUGAAGAGGCUGCUGGAGGGCUUUGGAACCUUUCUGUUGGGGAGGAACACAAGGUGGCAAUUGCUGAGGCUGGUGGGGUGAAAGCUUUAGUUGAACUCAUUUUCAAGUGGCCACCUGGAACAGAUGGAGUUCUUGAACGAGCUGCUGGCGCACUUGCAAAUUUGGCUGCUGAUGAUAAAUGCAGCAUGGAGGUUGCAUUGGCCGGUGGCGUCCAUGCUUUGGUGAUGCUUGCUCGAUCAUGCAAAGUCGAGGGCGUGCAGGAACAGGCUGCUCGAGCCUUAGCUAACUUGGCUGCACAUGGAGACAGCAAUAGCAAUAAUGCUGCUGUAGGUCAGGAGGCAGGUGCACUUGAGGCAUUGGUGCAGCUAACAUCUUCCCAAAAUGAAGGUGUCAGACAAGAAGCUGCUGGUGCUUUGUGGAACUUGUCAUUUGAUGAUAGAAAUCGUGAAGCAAUUGCUGCUGCUGGUGGUGUUGAGGCCUUGGUUGCGCUUGCACAAGCUUGUUCAAAUGCUUCUCAAGGCCUUCAGGAGAGGGCGGCAGGUGCUUUGUGGGGAUUGUCAGUGUCAGAAGCUAAUAGCAUUGCAAUUGGACGAGAAGGCGGAAUUGCACCUCUAAUUGCACUGGCCCGAUCUGAGGCUGAAGAUGUUCAUGAGACUGCUGCUGGGGCACUUUGGAAUCUUGCUUUUAAUUCAGGGAAUGCCCUGCGCAUAGUUGAGGAAGGGGGUGUUGCGGCUCUUGUGCACCUUUGUUCAUCAUCAAGAUCGAAAAUGGCUCGCUUUAUGGCUGCUUUGGCACUUGCUUACAUGUUUGAUGGAAGAAUGGAUGAGGUGGCAGUAGUCGGACCAUCGUCAGAGGGUUCUUCAAAGAGUGUGAACUUCGAUGGUGCUAGAAGGAUGGCAUUGAAACAUAUAGAAACUUUUGUGCUCACAUUUUCAGAUCCACCAGUCUUCUCCGUUGCAGCUUCGUCCUCAGCUCCAGCAGCCUUGGCGCAGGUUGCUGAAGCAACUCGUAUACAAGAAGCGGGGCAUCUAAGAUGCAGUGGUGCUGAGAUCGGGCGAUUUGUUGCCAUGCUUCGAAAUCCUUCCUCAAUUCUUCGUUCUUGUGCUGCUUUUGCUCUUCUGCAGUUUACGCUCCUGGGAGGCAGGCAUGCAAUGCACCAUGCAGGCCUCCUACAAAAAGCCGGGGCUGCACGGGUCCUGCGUGCGGCCGCCGCAGCCGCGACAGCUCCAAUUGAAGCCAAAAUCUUUGCUAGAAUUGUGCUCAGGAAUCUUGAGCAUCACCAAGUAGAAGCUUCCCUAUGAACGGUUGACCAACGUAGAGAAAACACUUCUCAGCAUUGUAGCGUCAGAGGCCCAAAAUGAUACAGACUUAUUAACUCUGCUCCAUAAAAAUUGCAGAAAGCUUGCAGAAAAUCCUGGUCACUGAAGCUUCUGCUUCAGUGUGUUAAGGCCAUCCAUUUACCUCACCAGAUUAGUUUUGCAUACAAAGACCUUAAAGACCUCGAGACACCGGAUGUGAGUUAGGGCUGUCCUGAUCUUGUUUGUUAGGCAUUAAUUUAGUCGACUUGGCUUUGUCCGUCAUGAUUAGGGUGUUGUGAGCGCAUUUUUUCCCCCCCUUUUCCUAUUUAUUUGGUGUGUAAAAGAAGGUGCUGGCUGUUAAAGAAUACCAGUAUCGAUAAGUUACGGACUUGUAUUUAACAUUCAUGGCAAUGUGUUUGUUACACCAUAUAUAUGUUAAACUAUAUAUAUGAGACAGCAUAAUUGGUCCAAUUCUAUUUUCACAA
This is a messenger RNA of Ananas comosus (pineapple), 3337 nucleotides long. RefSeq names its product protein ARABIDILLO 1. NCBI's taxonomy places the organism in Eukaryota, Viridiplantae, Streptophyta, Magnoliopsida, Poales, Bromeliaceae. The record is from RefSeq and is a predicted model, not a curated record. Gene Ontology annotation, molecular function: protein binding.